AUGGCUGACUACCGGGAUCUUCAGGUGUCCAUCAUUGGCGCAGGAAUGGGAGGACUCACGGCCGCUCUCGCAUUUGCCAAGAAAGGGUUCAAACAAGUUCACGUCUACGAAAAUGCACCCGCCCUGGGCUUUGUAGGCGCCGGCAUCCAGAUCGCCCCCAAUCUGAUCCGCGUCCUCGACAAGCUAGGUGUCUGGGGGGACUCUUCCCUCGAGAAGGAGGCCACCAAUGUCAAAGAGGUUUAUAUCUAUGAUGGCCCGUCAAAUAACGAGUUGGCGCGCGUUCCCAUGGAAGAUAUCCAUCAGAAAUACGGGUACUCGCAUUACGCCGGCCAUCGGGCUUCGCUGGCGGGCAAUAUCUUUGACGCCGCAAAGGCUCAACCCAACAUUCAUUUUCACUUUGGCCAGACGCUGCAAAGCGUCACAUCUUUCGGGCCUGAAAAGGUCACUUUUGUCAUCAAGAGCGGUGAUGGUGUCGAGCGUGUCGUUGAGACCGACGUCCUAAUUGGCGCCGACGGCAUCAAGUCCCCAGUCCGAGAGUCGAUACUGAGCUCUCUAAACCUUUCUGCCGAGGUUGAGGAGACCGGUACAGCGGCCUACCGCAUCCUUGUCGAACGCGAAAAGAUGGAGCCUUAUCCUGAGCUACUGGAGUUGAUCGACAGCGACGCCGUUCGCCGCUGGAUAGGAUCUAAGCGGCACAUCAUUGCUUACCCGAUUCACAACCACACGAUAUACAACAUCGCCACGGCCCAACCUGACGUCAACUUUGCAGGUUCCAUCAACGCGACCUGGACGAACAAGGGUGACAAAAAGGCCAUGAAAGAAGUUUACUCUGACUUUUGCCCCUUGGUGCAGAAGCUCCUUGACCUCGUCCCCGACGGAGACGUCGUGGAGUGGCGGUUACGUAGCCACAAGCCCCUGGAUACAUGGACCCUCGGUAGCGUGGCAUUGCUAGGAGACGCUUGCCACCCAACCCUCCCUCAUCUGUCCCAGGGAGCUGCCAUGGCCAUCGAGGAUGCCGCAGUCCUAGCCGAGGCCGUGUCCCUAGUUCCAGGCGGAGGAGCAGAUCGUCAAGAGCUCGCAAAGACCCUCAAAGUGUACGAGCUUGCCAGAAAACCUCGAACAUCUACUCUGGUAGAACUUGCUGCUUUGUCAGCCCGGACACUGCAUCUAGGCGAGGGCAAAGCCAAGGAGGAGCGGGAUCGACAAUUCGCAGCGGCCAAGACCAAGGGGGCGCCGGUGCCGGAUAAGUGGGCGAGCCCGGAGAUUCAGAAGAUGAUCUUUGAGCACGAAUGUGUUGGAGAUAUCCGAGAACGGUUUCAGGAGCUGCAUGCAUCGCUGGGGCAGAGGGCUGAUGAGGCUAUUACUGCGAGAAUCUGA
Fusarium keratoplasticum is the source of this 1377-nucleotide messenger RNA. Its product is annotated as FAD-binding-3 domain-containing protein. Gene Ontology annotation, biological process: secondary metabolite biosynthetic process. The transcript is spliced from 2 exons. The coding region runs from base 1 to 1377 and encodes 458 amino acids. Gene Ontology annotation, molecular function: monooxygenase activity; FAD binding. The record is from RefSeq and is a predicted model, not a curated record. NCBI's taxonomy places the organism in Eukaryota, Fungi, Ascomycota, Sordariomycetes, Hypocreales, Nectriaceae.